GCAGAGCAGGGUGGGGAUUCUUCCCGGCGCAAAACCCGCGCCUGCUGCGCGCCCCUUGCGCGGGGGGAUGCGGCGCCUCGCGUUUUUUUGGGGGGGUUUGGCCGCUUUUUCUCCUUUUCCGCGCUUUGCACCCUACGCCUUUAAGAGCCUUUUUCUCGCUCGCUCCCCCACGAAAAGCAAAUGGUGCUGGGCAAGGCAUGUAAGCGCACGAUCGGCGCUAAUUACCCCGCGGAGCUAAUUGGGCUCGGGGAAGCCCUGGCGCAGGGAGGCUCCGCGGCUUGAGCCGGGGGGCUCCGCGCCCGCGCUGCCCACGGCUCCGAAACGCCCCCCCUUCAAAAGAAAAAAAUAAAAAAAGAUUGGGGAGCCCUUAAAAAAAACGCCCCCAAUCAUCCCCGUGCUGUUAAUUAAUUUUGAAAUGAAUCCUUGCUCCCCUCCCCCGGGAGCGGGAUGCGCGGUCCCCCCUGUCCGGCGGUGCAGAGGUGAGGGUGUUGAAGGCAGCAGCCUCUCCAACUAUUUCAGGUCCCUGGCCAUUGGUCACCAGUACUCCUCCCUGGGGACUCAGCCCAUCCUGUGCGGGAGCAUCCCGGGCCUGGUGCCCAAGCAGCUGCGCUUCUGUCGGAACUACGUGGAGAUCAUGCCCAGCGUGGCAGAAGGUGUAAAGAUUGGCAUCCAGGAAUGCCAGCACCAGUUUCGAGGGAGAAGGUGGAACUGCACCACUGUCAACGACAGCUUAGCCAUCUUUGGGCCCGUGCUGGAUAAAGCCACCAGGGAGUCGGCCUUCGUCCACGCCAUCGCCUCGGCCGGCGUGGCUUUCGCCGUGACCAGGUCCUGCGCCGAGGGCUCGGCCACCAUCUGCGGGUGUGACACGCGCCACAAGGGCUCUCCUGGCGAGGGCUGGAAGUGGGGAGGCUGCAGCGAGGACGUGGAGUUCGGGAGCAUGGUGUCCCGGGAGUUCGCGGACGCGCGGGAGAACAGGCCCGACGCGCGCUCGGCCAUGAACAGGCACAACAACGAAGCUGGAAGGACAUCUAUCAUUGAGCUCAUGCACCUCAAGUGCAAGUGCCAUGGGCUCUCGGGCAGCUGUGAAGUGAAGACCUGCUGGUGGUCCCAGCCAGACUUCAGGGUCAUCGGCGACUACCUCAAGGACAAGUACGACAGCGCGUCCGAAAUGGUGGUGGAAAAACACCGGGAAUCCCGUGGCUGGGUGGAGACCCUCCGGCCCAAAUACAACUUCUUCAAGGCCCCCACUGAGAAGGACCUGGUUUACUACGAGAACUCACCAAACUUUUGCGAGCCCAACCCUGAGACAGGCUCCUUUGGGACCCGCGACAGGAUCUGCAACGUCACUUCCCAUGGGAUUGACGGUUGUGAUCUUUUGUGCUGCGGCCGCGGGCACAACACGAGGACUGAGAAAAGGAAAGAGAAGUGUCACUGUAUCUUCCACUGGUGCUGCUACGUCCGCUGCCAGGAGUGCAUACGAGUCUACGACGUCCACACGUGCAAAUAAAUCAGGCACAAAACCCUUGGCCGGGCUCCGAGUGGAGAAAUGGAUUUUGAGCCUACUUCCUCUGAGGUUGCAGACGUGAGAGAAGUCUACUUUUUUUGAUAUUAAAUGAAUAAAAACUGGACAAAAAAAUAAAAAAUAAAAAGGCUAAAACUGGUUGGAUAGAAUAGGUCUAAUGACUUCUGGGCUAUCCCGAGGUACAUCUGGCAGUCACACAAGUUCUGCCCCGACGCCGAUGCCUCCGGAGGGAGAGCAGCUUUUUCCACCAGCCCACAACACCGAGCUGGAAAGAAGAGCAUUAGCAAAAGCAUGGAUUUGCUCUGCUCCCACCCACCUGAAGUGACUCGUGUGAUUAAGUGUCCUUUGAAAGACUUGCAUCUUCCUAAGCAUCUCCUUUUCCCUCAGCCAGGCAGAGGCUGUGCUGAACAGCAGCACUGAGCUUUCUGAGAGAUCUCUCUGCAAACCUGAAUGGCCAGACUGUGUAAUAUGAGCAACAGCAGCAAAAGAAAAAUAAAGCAGAUAAAAUAAGGAUUUUUUAAAAUAAAGAACAUGACUCCUUCUUUGCUUUUCCCUUGGAACCAGAGAAGUCUACAAAUAUUUAACAGAGCUGGAGAGUAGGCAAGCUCUUGAUGUGAACUUUUUAGCGUAGUAGCUUCUGCCAGAUUGGACAUAGGAUCCUGUGACAUCUGUAGGAAGGGAAGGAGGGAGAAGAGGAGGGAGAGAAAGAGACAAAACCGCUGAUGACUUCCUGUAAACGCCCUGUUGGCACACAGGUGAUGUGCACAGUACGGAAAAGUUCAGCGUCUUGUGUGUGAAGUGAAGAGGACUCUGUGUGCAUUGAGAAGGACACAGUCCCACAACUGGGAAUGCUGCUCCAGCUCUCCAGCCUGGGACGUGGCUCAGCCAGUGAGUCUGCCUUGGAAACAUGCAGUGCAGUGAGUCUCUUGGGGUUGGACACUCACUCCUGAGCACAGGGCACCCAUCUCCUCAGCGCCCCAGGGAAAGGAUGGGAAGGGAAAGUGUUCACCCUUCCCACCAGGUUGAGGAGGUCUGUCGCCAGCAGUGGAAAGUGCACUUAGUUCUUCCACUCUCUGCACCUGAUGCAGGCUUCCCGGGCACUUGGCAGCAGCCUGAGCCCACAGGUCUGUCAGGAACAUGGAUCUGAAGGACUCAUUGUCACCCAUUAGUUGACAUGAGGGUGAACCAACCCACCAUCACCACCACACCCCCCAAGCUGGAGCAGUCUCAGACUCAAGCCAAACCUUGCUCCACAGCUAAUUCCUACAGCCAUUCCCACCUACCAAAGUGGCACAGAUUAAAAUGGACAAAACCCAGAGUCUGAACCAGCCCAGAGUUUGGGUGAGUUUGGACACAGAGCCAAAUCCCAGCUUUGCAGUGCGGGCCCAUCUCUGCUGCUCACCUCUGACUCCCCAUCUUCGCAUGGUGCUCUGCUUCCAAUUCCAGAUCAGGAUCACGGUUUACAGAAACAGGUCUCACCUCCUCCAUGGGCAUCAGGACUUCCUGCAGGGUAUCAGGCAUGAGAUCAGCCCACCACCUUGGUGUUUACAGCACUGUAACCCUGCUUGGGUUAUUCCUGGUCAAUAAUGGGAUAAAUGAGGGGUGAACCAAGCAUGGAGUCGCAGCCUGUUUUAGCCCCAGAUCCACUUGCCCUGUGUCCUCUUUGCCUUACCUCUGCUUUUGGGUUUCUAUCCUGCAAAAAGGACUAUGGAUUGGUGUUUAUUCUGUCUUUUCAGCACAGGAAGGGAAACAGGGCAUGAGAUAAUUCCCAUUUCAUGGCAAUGUAAUCAUGGCCGUUGCCUGGUUCACUCCUGGAAAUCUUUGUGGAGAAAUCAGAGUGCUCCUCUCUGUGUGUCAGCCUUUUCCCAGGAACCAAAGGAGGGAGUACGGAGAAGAAGAAGGGAACAAACAGAGCUUAAUCCCAUCACAGAGAAAACAGGAGGAAAUGAUGCCUCCAAGGGCUGGCUCUGAGUCACGGCGUCUCCUGGGACUACUCCUAGGCUGGUGCAGUUUAUGCAUCACCCAUUUCUCUCAGGGCUAUGCCCACGGGCACAAGCAAGAUUUGCUUAUUGAUGGAGGCACUUCUAUCAGUGUGUUGCAAAAAAAAAAAUAGCUGCAGUGAAAUGAGAGCAGAAGAGAGAGAAGAAGAGAGGAGAUCAAGAGAAGCAAAAUAAAAUAUGGGGAGAAAAUCAAUCUGUGACACUUGUCCGUGUAAACACUGCACCCCAUCGAUGGCCACACAGCACGUGGAGGAGGCAACAGGUCACUGAAAACUUAAAUAAAGAUCAAUUAAUGGAUGCAUGACUGAUUUUCAUAGUACAGUCUUGGAGAAAAGGAAAUCAUGGGAAACAGAGAAGGAAGCCACUGCAGAGGAAGAUUGCACCUACAACCAACAUUCAAACACAAUCUGUCAAGAAAGCAAAUGCUCCUGAAAGCCACAUAAGGGGUGGAGGACAUUGAUAAAUUGGAGAGGAUGGGAUAAGGGAAGAUACAUCUGAUUUACUUAAUAUGAUGCAGUGCAAGCAGCCACAGUGAGAGAUGUCAGACACGUCCUACCAGGAACUUCUGUCAAUAAAUGGUGACACAACAGUGAAAAUUCAAAUCACUGCAGGACACAGUCCCUUCAGUCCAUUGACUUCAGCGGGGUCACACCCACAACUGGUUUUACCCUGAGAUUUUUAAGCCAAGUGGUUUCAAACUCCUUCUUUUAUACCACACCAGUGAAGAAAUGGGGUGGAGGAUUUGGCUUCCAUGAGUGGGAGCUGGAAUCUGGCCCCAGCCCAUCCACAGCAUGUUCACAUCCACCAUUUCUGCUUUUGCACCAGAACAGGCCCAGCAUCACCAGCAGGUGAAGUUUUUUGGGAAGCAAGGGGAAAAAAAAAAUUGAAACUGGGCAUUUGCUGAGCAAUUGCCUCUAGAGGUGAACAAAUUUUGACUGCAACUGUGGGAUUUAUUUCAUCCGGUCUAAGCUAUUUAUCUAGUUUUCUGCUGGGAUCAAUGGCAAGAAACAAACCCAGAAGGUGAUUCAUUGUGCUUAGGAUGGUACCUAAGUUAUGUUUGGUUAAGUGCCCUCUGGGUGUAUCUCUGACUUCAGCUGCUGAGCUCAGAGCAGACGAUGAGCUCUUCCAUGGGUCCAGACUGAUGAUGUGAAAUCCACCAUGAGUCAAGGAGGUGAAGCUACAACCUGAUCAUCAUCUGAGAUGGGCUGGAAGCUGUGCUCCUUCCCUCCAAGCUGGGGUCAGGCUUGAACCAGCUCAGUGGUUGGGGACUCCUCCCCACCCCCAUUCGAGGGGAUUUUAAUGGAGCCUGUGGGUGCUUGUUUGGGUUUGUUGUGUAAUUAAUCACCUCUGUGAUGACACAAUGUAAGGGGUUGAGCAGCUGCUACUAAAGUCAAUGAAAACUGCCUGCGUGAAUUCUGUUCAUCAUCCCAAGCACACUCGGGGGGUCUCAGUCCUGGCUCUGACUCUGCCCAUCCCUGAGGGGGGAAAAAGAGCCUCUCAGGGGCCUGUGUCUGACCCCACGGUUUUGGAGAGGGGGCUUGGGCCGUUGCUCACUGCUACACAUGAAAUUGGGAGGUGUCUUUGGAAAACUGAGAUCCCUCUGCGCUGCCUACAGCAGGUGUCUCGAGUCAGGGCUUCCACUGCACUGGUGAGAAAAAUUUAGUCAGUGAUGAGUGAGGUGCCAUCCUUCCCUACAGGAGAUGGUGUGAACACCACCCAGAGCUGCCUUCUCCCUCAGGUUCUCCUGUGAAAACUGUAGGACAUUACUUAUGGAGGGUCUUGGCAUUUCACUCAUUAAUAUAAACAUCUGGUGACAUACUACAGGUGCCCUACAAUGCUCUGCUGGGGCCCAGAUGUUGUUUCAAUGGCCUAAGACCCACACAGAUCAUAAACCUGGGCAGUCAGAGACUGCUGGGUGUCCAAAAUGGCCUGAGAUAUCUUUGUGUAGGCAGUUGAAUUGGGCACUUCUCUGGACAUGGUUUUCUGUCAAACCUUCUCCGCCGCCUCGGUGUAAUGCUCCGGUUUAUAAUCAAAAGGAAAACAUCAUUCAUUUCCCACAAAUGGGAGCUGGUCAUCUUCACCUCCGUGCUCCCUGGUGUCCUCCCCUUCAAUGUCCACUGGUGAGGUUUGUCCUCAGGCAGAAGGUUUGCACCAGGGGUGAGUCUGGCAGGACCAGGGGAAAAGGGACAAGAUGUCACCCAACAGAGUAAGAGAUGUAAAAAAUAAAAGUGAAAAAGGACCAUAAUUCCAUCCUCUCACGUGCUGCUAUCCAGCCUCUCCUUUAGCUGAACAGAUGGGUCAGAUGGGCCCCAUCAGUUCCACAUCCAGCUUAUUAAAGACAGUGGCGUUGCCUGCGAGGGGUGAAUUUGGCUUCAUCUCUUUUCUUUCUAUGAAAGAAAUGGAAAGUUUAGGAGUUUGGUUGUUUUGUUUUCUUUUUUUUUUUUUUCCCUUGGUUUGGUUUAAUUUUAGAAUUUGGGGACUUCUCUUUCUCAGAGAAAACAAAAAUAUGGGGAGGGAAGAACAUUUUUGUUGCUUGACCCCGGUUAUCUCUCUCAGCUGAGUGUCGUGCCCAGCACUGACAGUCUUCUCCAAAGCAUUUUGGAAUCUCCAAAAAUGCUUCCACUCCUUAUGGGAAGCUUCGUGUGCAGAACUAAAGCAGUUGGGAUUUAAUUUUUGGAGGGGAUUGCAGAGACAACCACACCACAAAAUGCAACAUGGCACAGAAAUCCUUGGGUCAGCACCAACCAUGUCAGCCCUGCAGUGCUGUCAUCUAAGCUGAGCGUUGCAGAUUUUCUGUAUUAACAAACCUCAGAAAACAAUUUCUUCUGCCUCUCAAUCUCAAGUAGUUUUGGUGCUUUCAUUGCAUUCAGAGGUAUUGCCACAGAAAUGUCCAUGGAUUAUGUUAAAUUUGUCAUGUGUGUUCAUAUCCUUUU
Motacilla alba alba is the source of this 6455-nucleotide messenger RNA. RefSeq names its product Wnt family member 3A (gene WNT3A). Lineage: Eukaryota; Metazoa; Chordata; Aves; Passeriformes; Motacillidae. Gene Ontology annotation, molecular function: cytokine activity; frizzled binding. The coding region runs from base 416 to 1507 and encodes 363 amino acids. The record is from RefSeq and is a predicted model, not a curated record. The transcript is spliced from 4 exons. Gene Ontology annotation, biological process: neuron differentiation; multicellular organism development; canonical Wnt signaling pathway. Gene Ontology annotation, cellular component: extracellular region.